UUAAUGUUUGCAGUCCAAAGUCUGUUGUAAGAAAGACAAACACAAAACACAAAAAGCAUUUAAACGAGAAUCACAGAUGAGACCGAACCUUUAAUAAAAGAAUGAAACAUCUAAACACAUCUGUUGUUUUGGUCCUCCUCUUGUGUUCACCAUGGCCAAGUGCUGGAACAACUUUCUUGACCCACCUCGGAACGCUGUGUAUAGAAGACUGCCAGCCUGAUAGUGGCGAGUACAAGUGCAAGACUAUUGAUAAAGAUGGAAAAUGCCAGACAAUGUACUGUUCACCUCAGGAAAACAUUGACUCCUGGGGUAGGCAGUGCAGUACUGACUGUGGGAAGCUUGGAGAAGACUACUACUGGUGCAAAACUGAUACCUUUUCUUGGGGAUACUGUGGACUGGUGAUGGAGGACAAGAACCAUUAUGGAUCUAAGACAGGUGCACUGUACGACCGCUGUGACCAAAAAAAUGAAGUCUACCAUUGGUGCCAUACUGCGGAUGGAUGGGACUAUUGCUCGCCAUCUGAAAACGUAGACUACAUGAACAAGAACUGUAAAGAAGACAAUCCAUGUGGGAAGCAGGAUGAGGACUACUACUGGUGCUGGCUGAAGGAGGGAAGCUGGGGUUACUGUGGGCUUGUGGAACCAAAGAUGUUGCUCCACCGGUCUAAAUAUCAUUAUGUUUGCACAGACGAGUGCCAGUAUCAUGAGAGUGGUGAUUACUACUGGUGCCACACUGCCAAAGACUGGGACUACUGCUCUCCAGAUGUAAAAGUAACCUAUAAAGACAAUCCCUGUCGCUCAAACCACUACUGUGGCUUACAUGGUUCUAGUUACAACUGGUGCUGGACCUCAGAGUCAGAAUAUGAUUACUGCGGGCCCAUUGAAUCUGCAGAGUGCACUUACAUCACCUCACAGCAUCGCAACAGAAGAGCCCCAGAAAACAGAAUACUGAUAUGCAUCCGAGAGGACAAGCAUAACAAAAGGAAAACAAUCUUUACUGCAGAGCCAACUACUGUUGACAUAACUGAUAACCGAAGAUGGAGAAACGAGGCAAGAAACCUAAUCAGUCGCUGGAACAAUGGGUACCUGGUGGACCAGGCUCGUUCCAAUCUGAUCACCUCUGAUAAUCUCCGUAUUGACAUGCAGAGACCCAUCAACCGCAACAAUCAGCGCUACUACAACCUGCAGAUCCAGGUGAACAUGCCUAGGGUGCCUGGUGACAGCACCACUGUGUCUCAGAUCAUCGUACCUGAUGGAGUUCCUGAGCGCUACAUCCGCAGAGCCUUCUUGGAGAGCUUCAGUCGCCGAGCUCGAGUUUUUGUUGAUGUUUCAUCACAAAGUCAGUGUUAGAGCUGUGUGAAAUGUGCUAAUGUGCAACACAGUUGUAAUUCUUUCAGCUUUUUGCAGUACACAGAAAAUACUGAGCAGAAUAAGGAUAAUGCAUAUUCUGUAGAUUCAAGUCAAUUUGUGCUUUUUGUGUGAGCUCAUUCAUGGCAUGGGACGACAUGUUAAUGUGCGUAUUUGUUGUAAUGUAAUUCAAAAAUUUGGUUAUUUUACUACUACUACUAUUACUACAAAUAAUAAUAAUGUAUAAUAAAAAUAAAUCACAGAUUCUAUGACUUAUAGUUAGUAAAAAAAAUAAAAUAAAUUCUGUUUGUGUGUCAGUUCAAUCAUGGUAUAGGAAGAAAAGUGUUUCUUGAAUUGUAAUGUGCUGUAAAAAAUAUUUGUGUAUUAUUUGUGUAUAAUCUUAUUUAGCUAAAUUAAAUAUUGAAUAUAUUUUAGCAAUUGUAAAUUGGCUCAUACUUUAAAAUGGUUACUGAAACCAGCAAAAUACUGUACUGUAGGAUGGAGAAUCUUAUAUUUUAGCGACUUGGGGGCCAACCUCAUGAUUAAGAUAUAACAGGUGGGGGGCUAUGUUGAUUACAGUAUCUUACACUGGACUACAGCUUAGUUGUCAGCCAGAUAGUCUCUUUGGUCUUUGUUUAUCUCUGGAGGUUAUAAUGGAUUCAAAAUGAUUCCAAUAAAUUUUUAACAUAUUUGUUUUUCAAAAAGAACAGA
Messenger RNA from Cyprinus carpio (common carp), 2057 nucleotides. RefSeq lists its product as uncharacterized. NCBI's taxonomy places the organism in Eukaryota, Metazoa, Chordata, Actinopteri, Cypriniformes, Cyprinidae. The record is from RefSeq and is a predicted model, not a curated record.